Impatiens glandulifera is the source of this 2925-nucleotide messenger RNA. Its product is annotated as 26S proteasome non-ATPase regulatory subunit 1 homolog A-like. The record is from RefSeq and is a predicted model, not a curated record. Gene Ontology annotation, cellular component: proteasome regulatory particle, base subcomplex; nucleus; proteasome storage granule. The transcript is spliced from 12 exons. Gene Ontology annotation, molecular function: enzyme regulator activity. Gene Ontology annotation, biological process: regulation of protein catabolic process; proteasome-mediated ubiquitin-dependent protein catabolic process. NCBI's taxonomy places the organism in Eukaryota, Viridiplantae, Streptophyta, Magnoliopsida, Ericales, Balsaminaceae. Bases 1 to 2919 code for a protein of 972 amino acids.
AUGGUAGCUGCAAGGUUAACCUCGGUUGGGGGCCUCUUGGCGAUGUUGAGGGAGCGCGAGCCAUUGCUGAAGCUUCAUGCUCUCUCCAAUCUCAAUGCCUUUGUACACAAUUUCUGGCCUGAGAUCUCCUCUAGCAUUCCCAUCAUAGAGAGCUUGUAUGAAGAUGAAGAGUUUGGCCAUAGAAACCUAGCAGCCUUGCUUGUUUCAAAGGUUUUCUACUAUCUCGGCGAACUUAGAGACUCAAUAACAUUCGCCCUUGCUGCUGGUCCUCUAUUCGACGUAACAGAGGAUUCUGAUUAUGUUCAUACACUUCUAGCUAAAAUUAUAGAAGAGUAUGUCAGUAUCAGGUCAAAUCCUUCUGUAUCUAACCAAUAUGUAAUGGACCUUAGAUUGGAGAAAAUUGUUGAGAUAAUGUUAGACAAUUGUAUAUCAGAUGGAAAAUAUCGACAAGCCAUAGGAAUUGUAAUUGAAUGUCGGCGACUGGAUAAACUUGAAGAAAUUAUCACUAGGAGUGAUUCUGUUCAUGAAACACUAUCAUAUUGUAUUAACAUCACUGACUCCUUUGUGUAUAGUGAAAAAUAUCGUAUAAAGGUUUUUCAAAUCUUUCUUAAAGUCUAUCGGGAGCUGCCUUGUCCGGAUUAUUCAAGGAUUUGUGAAUGCUUUAUGGUCCUGUAUGAAGCACAGGGUAUUGCUGGAGUCUUGGAAAAACUAUUACGUUCUGAAAACCAGGACGACGCCUUGCUGGCAUUUCAAAUUGGUUUUGAUCUUGUAGACAAUGAUGACCUAUUCUUCCAGAUGGAAGUGAUAGAUGCGCUUAGCGAUUUCCAGACAGAGGGAAAUGCAAGUGCUUCUGAAGAUAAUAGUCCAAUAACAGAUGGGACUUCAGAUCCAAAUGAAGCAGACUAUGCCGAAAGACUAAUAAAAAUGAAGGGAAUUUUGUCUGGAGAAACCUCAAAAUUUCUGACAGUUCUUUUUCUACGCAGCCACAACAAGUCAGAUCUUCUUAUACUCGAGACAAUAAAGGAGUCAAUUAUGAGGAGACCUGCUACUAUAUGCCACACUGCAACUAUCAUGGCUAAUGCAAUCAUGCAUGCCGGAACAACAGUAGACACAUUUCUGCGAGACAAUCUGUUAUGGGUUAGGAAGGCCACUAAUUGGGCCAAAUUCAAUGCUACUGCUGGGCUAGGUGUCAUCUACAGUGGCCACUUGCGAGGGGGAAGAUCUUUGAUGGCUCCUUUCUUACCACUUCACUUGGAUUUUGGUGGGGAUGAUUAUUCUAAAAGUGGUGCUCUUUUUGCUUUAGGGUUGAUCCAUGUGAACCAUGGGGAGCAGAUCAUAGAGUUUCUAUGCCAAAGCUUAAAUAGUGGUACAGGGAAGGAUAUUCUUGCGCAUGGGGCGUGCUUGGGUCUUGGUUUGGCUGGUUUUGGGACUGAAGAUGAGAAAAUUUAUGACAUUUUAAAUUCGGAGGUUCUAAAUGAUAUUGCGGUUGUUGGAGAAGUAGCUGGUAUGAGUAUGGGCUUGGUGAUGGUAGGUACUUUUAAAAGAGCAAAGGCGAGUCAAAUGCUUGAAUAUGCACAUACAACAGAGCACGAGAAAAUCAUCAGGGGAUUAGCUUCGGGGAUAGCACUUACAGUUUAUAGAAGAGCAGAAGAAGCUGAUGAAGUAAUUGAGAAUAUGUGUGGUGAUCGAGAUCCAAUUAUUCGUUAUGGUGGCAUGUAUGCUUUGGGUUUGGCUUAUAGUGGAUCAGGAAGCCGUAAAGCCAUUCUCCAGCUCUUACAUUUUGCUGUGUCGGAUGUCAGCGACGAUGUCAGGCGGACGGCUGUUAUAGCGCUUGGAUUCGUUCUUUAUGCAGAUCCUGGACAGACUCCACGGUUUGUGUCCCUUUUGUCAGAAUCUCAUAAUCCGCAUGUGCGAUAUGGUGCGGCAUUAGCCGUUGGUAUUUCGUGUGCUGGGACGGGCCUGAAUGCGGCCAUAUCCUUGCUGGAGCCCUUAACAACAGAUGUGGUUGAUUUUGUACGUCAAGGUGCUUUAAUUGCAAUGGCUAUGGUGAUGAUUCAGAUUAGUGAAGCUAGUGAUUCCCGUGCAGGAGCAUUCAGGAGGCAUUUGAAGAGCAUUAUAGCGAAUCAAGAUAAGGUUGAAGACAAGAUGACGAAGAUGGGAGCAAUUCUGGCAUGUGGAAUACUUGAUGCGGGAGGAAGAAAUGUGACAAUAAAGUUGGUUUCUGGGACACAUCAUGAUAAAAUGACGGCGGUGGUCGGUCUUGCCUUGUUCAGUCAGUACUGGUAUUGGCAUCCGUUUAUAUAUUUCAUAAGCCUGUCGUUUUCGGUAACAGCUUUUAUUGGUGUGAAUUACGAUAUCGAAGUUCCGAAAUUUGAUUUGUUAUCAAAUGCCAAACCAUCUCUUUUCAAGUAUCCACCGGCGACGAGUAGAAGCAGCACAGGCUCCUCCUCAACUAAUCUGAGUGGAAUUCUUCCCACGACUGCCGUUUUGUCAACAACAGUAAGGGCUGCAAAGUUAAAACAAUCUUGUUCUUCUUCUUCUUCUUCUUCUUCUCUGGUAAAGAAGGAUGUGGGGGAAAAGAAAAAGAAGGAAUUAGAAGAAGAAGCAGAUUUUGAGAUAUUGAGGAACCCUGCAAGAGUUGUUGUUGGUCAAGAGAAAUUCAUAAGAUAUGUUGAAGAUAGCAGAUAUGUAGGAGUUAAUUACUAUAAGUGGAGGAGGAUGACACCUUUUUCGGGCUUUGUGGUCCUGAAAGACCUUCGUCCAACUGAACCAGUUGAAGAAAUAGACGACUUGUCCAUCGCUGAUAUUGCUGCUGCUGUCCCCAUGCCUACCUUGUUCUCCAUCCCCAUGCAAGUGAGGACCUGGUGGAUAGCACCAUCUGAUAGUGAUGGGGAUGGCGAAUCUGGUGGAGAGGACUAGAUAGGA